AUGCGCCCACCUGACUUUUGGGCCUGGCUGACAGUUAGGCCCGGGUCGCGGGGCCACUCAGCCCAACGACACCCCUUCAGGCCCAGGCUGCAGUUCUUUCUGGGCAGCACGGCCGUGGCCCUGACCGCGGUGCUGAUAUCCAUGUUCGUGGGCGUCUUCCAGACGCAGUCGCCGAUGUCCGUGGGCGCGUCCGCGGGGGGCCUUGCGCCCCACCAGGAGGGCAGCUGGCCGUGCUACAUGGCGGCGGAACGAAGGACAAGGGCACUGAGAUAUAAGAUAACAAAAGACGCCUGCGUGAUGAAAUACACAUUCAUAGUGAACAUUGUGGAUGCCAUCAAGAGGGUCCACAUGUGCACUGGAGUGGUUUUUGGGCCACGAACUGUGUUGGCACCUGCAUAUUGUGUUGACAAAACAGUCAAUCCAGCUGCGGAUGCUUUCCCGCUGGUCAGGAUCAGCAGCUAUCAUCUCAAUGGCACAGUGAACAAGGAAGGUGAACAGGGAGUUGAGGUCCUGGUGCCCACAUGCCGGCGCAUCUUGCACUCUGACUUCACUGGCAACCCAUCACAUGGGAGGGACAUUGCCUUGCUGAUCCUCCAAAGAGCCAUCUGCUGCCAUAUGUCCCCCAUCCGCUCCAUUCCUAUAGGCCGCUGCAAGGACGAUAAUCUGGCAACGUUUGGGUGGUUUGCGGAUGACAACGGGCUUCGCUCUUCGCACUUGGAGGUGUUGCUCAACCAAUGGCCAAUGGACUGCGAUGCUUGCAAAGCACAGCUGAAGGAGCUCCCGGAGGGUGUGCUAUGCACUGCCAGGGGACCUUGGGGCACCGCUCAUGUGUAA
Molecule: messenger RNA, 834 nt
Organism: Ostreobium quekettii
Lineage: Eukaryota; Viridiplantae; Chlorophyta; Ulvophyceae; Bryopsidales; Ostreobiaceae
Source: the annotation of a GenBank genome assembly